GCGAAGGUCACCAUGGCGGCGGCCUUGGCUCGGCUCGGGCUGCGAUCCGUCAAGCAGGUUCGGGUUCAGUUUUGCCCCUUCGAGAAAAACGUGGAGUCGACGAGGACCUUUCUCCAAGCGGUGAGCAGCGAGAAGGUCCGCGCCACCAAUCUCAACUGCACGGUUAUUGCAGACGUGAGGCAUGACGGCUCCGAGCCCUGCGUGGACGUGCUGUUCGGAGACCGGCAUCGCCUGAUAAUGCGUGGCGCUCAACUCCCCGCUCAGGAAACGUUCAUCGCUUUCGCUUCCCACGUUCGGGCCAGGAACCCAGCGGGGAGCCGGAACAAACCUGGCGCUGGUACUGAACGGUGACAUCGCGAAAGAAACCAACAAGCAGAUUUUGACUUGGGACAAGGACACUUAAGCGCGACUUCAUCAUUCAAAUCACUAUCUGGAGGGCCACGGAGCAGGGUGGGAUGGGAGAGCUUUGCCACUACAAUGGUUGGGGGGGCAAGAGAAGAUAGGGGUGAGAAGAGGUUUAAAUGAACUUGAAUUUUUUUCUUUCUUACCCUCACUCACAGCUUAACCCUUUUUAAUAUGGCUUCUUACAUCACUCAAAAUACCGUUUGUUCUUGUUUACCAAACGUGCUAUUUCCUCAAUCCUCAGCUCUCUAUCUCAUUAGCUUUUGUCACUCUUAAUUCACCUUCUCGUGGUACCCCUGCCCCUCUUGGAUUUUUCUUGCUUCUUAAACAUAAAGGCAUACUGCCCUCAUCUUUUUUUUCUUCUUUGUGUUCUUCCUAGGGCAACCCAUCCCCUGUCAUAACUUGAACUAUCCUCUCUGGAGUAAAACCCUACAUUUCUGUUUCGUUCAAAUCCCAAUUACUGCACUUUAUUCAGGUUACUUACUACCAGCUUCUUCCAAUUGCCAUCAACAUUCUUUGUCUAAAACAGUAUUAAUUCCAGGAGGUGGUACAGACCUGUAACCCCAGUGAUUCUGGAGGCUGAGGCAGGAGGAUCACAAGUUCUAGGCCAGCCUCAGCAAUUUAGUGAGACCCUUCUCAAAAAAAAAAAAAAUACUAAGGACUAGGAUGCAGCUUAAUGGUAGAGUGCCCCUGGGUUCAAUCUCUAGUACCAGAAAUAAAUAAUUAAAAAGCUCUUGAUGGUUGGGGUUGUGGCUCAGUGGUAGAGGGCUAGCCUAGCAUGUGUGAGGCACUGGGUUCAAUCCUCAGUACCACAUACAAAUAAAAGUCAUUGUGUCCAUAUACAACUAAAAAAUAUUUUUUAAAAAAGCUCUUGAGGGGCUGGGGUUGUGGCUCAGUGGUAGAACACUCGCCUAGCAUAUGUGAAAUAAAUAAAACAAAGGUAUUGUGUCCAGCUACAACUAAAAAAUAUUAAAGAAAAAAGGUCUUGUAUCACUA
Molecule: messenger RNA, 1398 nt
Organism: Marmota monax (woodchuck)
Lineage: Eukaryota; Metazoa; Chordata; Mammalia; Rodentia; Sciuridae
Product: large ribosomal subunit protein mL53-like
Exons: 1
Coding region: 13-351 (112 amino acids)
Cellular component (GO): mitochondrial large ribosomal subunit
Source: RefSeq, a predicted model, not a curated record